CAUACCCCGCGUGUGUUUGUGUGUGUGUGUGUACUGUGUGUAUCUCCUAAACAUGGCGGCACUCAAAGCUUUGUGCAGAGCGGAGAAUUUAUUCUACAAAAACCUCUCAGGUCCCUUCACAACAAAAUUAAACGUCGCCCAUCUCCAAUUAAGCAAGGCAUCCAGCUGUUACUUCUCCACCUCCUGCCAAAGAAGUUCACAGUUCUACUCAGAUCCUGCAGAGGCAGUCAAAGAUAUCCCAGAUGGAGCUACUCUUUUAGUCGGAGGCUUUGGAUUAUGUGGUAUCCCAGAGAAUCUUAUCAACAGUUUACUGAAGACCGGCGUGAAGGGUCUCACAGCAGUCAGCAACAAUGCGGGGGUGGAUAACUUUGGCCUGGGUCUGCUGCUCCAGACUAAGCAGAUCAAGAGGAUGAUCUCUUCGUACGUCGGGGAGAACGCAGAGUUUGAGAGACAGUAUCUGACAGGAGAGCUGGAAGUUGAGCUGACGCCGCAGGGUACUCUAGCAGAGAGGAUCAGGGCAGGGGGUGCUGGGAUUCCAGCCUUCUUCACAGCCACCGGCUAUGGCACGCUAAUCCAAGAGGGAGGCUCUCCUAUUAAGUACAACAAAGAUGGCACCAUUGCCAUUGCUAGCGAGAAGAGACCGGUGCAGGAGUUCAAUGGCAGGUGCUACAUCAUGGAAAAGGCCAUCACUGGAGACUUUGCACUAAUCAAAGCAUGGAAAGCUGACAGGGCUGGAAACAUUGUUUUCAGGAAAACAGCCAGGAACUUCAACCAACCUAUGUGCAAGGCAGCCAAAACCACAAUAGUUGAGGUGGAGGAGGUGGUGGAUGUUGGGACCUUUGCUGAAGAGGACAUCCACAUCCCCAGCAUCUACGUCCACAGGGUCGUCCAGGGAGCCAGCUUCGAGAAAAGGAUUGAGAAACGCACAGUGAAGAAAAGCCAAGCAGAUAAACCCAAACCGAAGAAGGACUCAGACAUAGUCCGUGAAAGGAUCAUUCGCAGGGCUGCGUUGGAGUUUGAGGAUGGGAUGUACGCCAACCUUGGUAUCGGUAUCCCCAUGCUGGCCAGCAACUUUAUGAAACCAGACAUCACUGUACACCUUCAAAGUGAAAACGGAAUUUUGGGACUGGGCCCGUACCCAACUGAAGAAGCAGUAGAUGCAGACUUGAUUAAUGCUGGGAAGGAGACGGUCACUGUGCUCCCCGGGGCUGCCUAUUUCUCCAGUGAUGAGUCGUUUGCCAUGAUCCGAGGAGGUCACGUCAACCUGACCAUGCUUGGAGCCAUGCAGGUGUCUAAACACGGAGAUCUAGCCAACUGGAUGAUCCCGGGUAAGAUGGUGAAAGGAAUGGGGGGAGCCAUGGACUUGGUGGCUAGCGCUGGGACCAAGGUGGUGGUCACCAUGGAGCACUCAGCUAAGGGGGGGAAACACAAGAUAUUGGAGAAAUGCAUCCUGCCUCUGACAGGAAAGCAGUGUGUGGACCGGAUCAUCACAGAAAAGGCUGUGUUUGAUGUGGAUAAGACAAAAGGCCUGACACUGAUAGAAGUGUGGGAGGGGCUCACUCCUGAGGAUAUCAAGGCAUGCACUGGCACUGAUUUUGAGGUGUCACCUAACCUGAGGGCCAUGCAGCAGAUCUAGAAGAGCUUUAAAAGGAUCUAAGAAGUGUUUGUGGCUCUCAUUUCAUUUCUCUGUGCUCCACAGUCGGUGACUUAGCAGCCUGUGACGGGUCAAAUAAGCUAGUACAACACAAAUGCUUGAUUCAGUUUCCUGAACAACAGCAUGCAAAUAUUAGAAGGAUUAAGUGCUCACUCAUAUUCACUGAACUGGAUUCAAAUGAUCUAAAACGCAUGACUGUUAUAUUUUAAAAUCUGGUCUGACAAACAAGAGGGAACAUUACAUUGCUGCCUCUGACACCGUUAAGUUAUUAACUGUUUUUUUCCACUGUUUGUACAGCUAUUACUAAAUAAUGCCAUCAGAAAAAUGACAUGAAAUUUCGUCCAGUCUGUAACUUUAGUAAUCAUAUGAAGAUAAGGGAUGCAAACAUUUGAAAGUGAAUCAUAUUCACUGUAGACUGAUGUGUUACUGUACCACGCUUUACAGAGCUGAAAAGUUCUGAAGUAAGAUAUUUUUAAAAAGCGUGCUGUAGUUCAGGGGAUUUUAUAUUCAGCGCGUAAGGGACAAUGUAUGUACGUGUUAACAGAACUGCUGAAGAAUGUAUGAUAUCUUUAUGUUUCUCUUUGUUUUGGAAAAUGAGUCGACAUGUAGAAAUAACAUCGGACUGAAACAUGUUUGUAGUAAUGACCUCUGCCAUACUUUCUGUUUGAUGUGUCUUUUCUCUCGGACUCAGUUAUAUAUCAAACCGUUCAUUUGAGCCAGGAAACAUGAAGCCUUAUCAUUUUGUGCUCGACAUUUUCCGUCCCCUCCCCUUCCCUUUGUACAUAAAAUAAAAGGCAACCUUGUGUGCUGAGCCGAAUCACUGA
Molecule: messenger RNA, 2478 nt
Organism: Labrus mixtus (cuckoo wrasse)
Lineage: Eukaryota; Metazoa; Chordata; Actinopteri; Labriformes; Labridae
Gene: oxct1a
Product: 3-oxoacid CoA transferase 1a
Exons: 17
Coding region: 53-1636 (527 amino acids)
Biological process (GO): ketone body catabolic process
Cellular component (GO): mitochondrion
Molecular function (GO): succinyl-CoA:3-oxo-acid CoA-transferase activity
Source: RefSeq, a predicted model, not a curated record